GACAGACCACAGAUAAAACUGGUCUGUCUCUCUACUUUCAUCCACCGAGGUACCCUCCCUCCCCCCCUCUCUCUCUCUUACAUUAAUUUCUCUUUGUAGUCAAAUUCUUUUAGAUCUAAUGAUGUUUUUUUCGCUCGUUUUAACCCUUGAUCCGUGAUUUCAAAAUCAAGCUCAAUGCUCCAAAUCUUCUUUCAAGUCUUUCUAGCUUUGAAUUACAUGCGGUAGAUCUGCUAGUAUUCUGUUUGGAUCUUAGUAUUCUCAGCUGUGGUACUUCGUCCAACGUCUAGAUCUAGUCAAAUAUAUUUGCGUUUGGAGAAUUGGUAUGGAAUCGAGGGUUGUGAACGUAGACAAGGAAAAUGGUGAAGAUCUGUUGCAUUGGAGCAGGGUAUGUCGGUGGGCCUACAAUGGCUGUCAUCGCACUCAAGUGCCCGUCAAUUGAAGUGGUGGUUGUUGACAUCUGGGAACCUAGGAUUGCAGCCUGGAACAGUGACCAGCUCCCCAUCUAUGAGCCAGGCCUUUAUGAUGUGGUGAAGGAGUGCCGAGGCAGGAAUCUCUUCUUCAGCAAAGAUGUGGAGAAGCAUGUCGCAGAGGCUGAUAUAGUUUUUGUUUCGGUCAACACCCCUACCAAAACUCAAGGUCUUGGAGCGGGCAAAGCUGCAGAUCUGACGUACUGGGAGAGCGCAGCACGCACAAUUGCUGAUGUGUCCAAAUCUGACAAAAUCGUUGUUGAGAAAUCAACAGUCCCAGUUAAAACUGCCGAGGCAAUUGAAAAGAUCUUGACCCACAACAGUAAGGGGAUCAAAUUCCAGAUCCUCUCAAACCCUGAGUUCCUUGCAGAAGGAACUGCAAUCGGUGAUCUGUUUCAACCUGAUCGUGUCCUCAUUGGAGGGAGGGAAACCCCAGAAGGCCAGAAGGCAAUCCAAGCAUUGAAGGAUGUGUAUGCUCAUUGGGUUCCUGAAGACCGCAUCCUAACCACCAACCUUUGGUCUGCAGAGCUGUCCAAGCUUGCUGCCAAUGCCUUUUUGGCCCAAAGGAUUUCCUCCGUUAAUGCCAUGUCAGCACUCUGUGAGGCAACUGGGGCUGAUGUUGCCGAGGUGGCCUAUGCUGUUGGAAAGGAUUCAAGGAUUGGUCCCAAGUUCUUGAAUGCUAGUGUUGGUUUUGGUGGGUCCUGCUUCCAGAAGGAUAUUCUGAAUCUUGUUUACAUCUGCGAGUGCAAUGGCCUUCCAGAGGUGGCAGAGUACUGGAAACAAGUCAUCAAGAUCAAUGAUUACCAGAAGAGCCGAUUUGUGAACCGUGUUGUUUCAUCUAUGUUUAACACAGUCUCUCAAAAGAAGAUUGCCAUUUUAGGGUUCGCUUUCAAGAAGGAUACUGGCGACACUAGGGAGACCCCUGCCAUUGAUGUGUGCCAGGGACUGUUGGGAGACAAGGCUCUCUUGAGCAUAUAUGAUCCACAGGUCCAGAAAGAACAUAUUCAGAGGGAUCUUAUCAUGAAAAAGUUUGAUUGGGAUCAUCCUCUCCAUCUCCAGCCGAAGAGUGCCAGCUCUGCUGUUGAGCAAGUGACUGUUACUUCUGAUGCCUAUGAGGCAACAAAGGAAGCCCAUGGCGUUUGCAUCUUGACAGAGUGGGAUGAAUUCAAGACUCUUGAUUACAAGAAGAUAUAUGACAACAUGCAGAAACCAGCUUUUGUGUUUGAUGGAAGGAAUGUUGUGAAUGCAGAUAAGCUGAGGGAGAUUGGUUUCAUUGUGUACUCCAUUGGUAAGCCACUGGAUGCAUGGCUCAAGGACAUGCCUGCUAUCGCAUAAAGGGAGAUGCUGAUGGGUGGUUAGCUCAUGCUAUGGGCCAACCAAAUAUAGUUCGAGGCAGUGAAUCUGAUUCUUUACGGUUUUUUUUUUAUUUUUUAUUUUUAUUGUCAUUGUUUCUUGCUUUCAUCUAGUUCUGGGACAGUUUGCAUGCCUGCCAUGGUGAAAGUAAGAGGCUCUACAUUUUGCCUUACAUUGCGUUUCCCCACAUCACUGUCAUUUGGCACUCGUCUAGAAUACUUGAUUUGAUGUUUAUUUGGUUUAAAGUACUGUCAUAAAUGAGAUGCUGAAUUCCAUAAA
Molecule: messenger RNA, 2099 nt
Organism: Populus trichocarpa (black cottonwood)
Lineage: Eukaryota; Viridiplantae; Streptophyta; Magnoliopsida; Malpighiales; Salicaceae
Product: UDP-glucose 6-dehydrogenase 4
Exons: 2
Coding region: 357-1802 (481 amino acids)
Biological process (GO): glycosaminoglycan biosynthetic process
Cellular component (GO): cytosol; nucleus
Molecular function (GO): UDP-glucose 6-dehydrogenase activity; NAD binding
Source: RefSeq, a predicted model, not a curated record